GCCUGACAUUAGAUCGUCAUCGCAAUCACGAUUUUGCUGCUGCUCAGUUCCGUCUGGCUGCCCGGCAUGGUGGAAGCUGUAAACUUUCUGUUGCUUACCUUGGUGCAUAAUGAUAAAGGGGGAUGGGCUUGUCGUGAGUUAUUGGCGGGAGGGGAAAGUUGAAGUUCUUGGGACUAGAUGUGCGAAAUCAUGUCACGGGCAUGGUGACUUGGUGCGCCAUCGUGGUAACUAUUAUCAUGACGACUGUACAGGUCCAGGAUAUGCCGGGUCAAGAAGGGACGCGCUGAGAGGGAGAGGAAUAAUGCCGCUCAUUAUUCGAGAUGGGCCUGGCCGCUGGAUCACUGUAUACUUCGUUGGGUUCUGGUCGGUGGCUUGUCCGGUCUAUCGGGGACUUGGGCCCGUGGGGUUCGCCAUGUCUCUGCUACUGGGAAGUGUGGUUGCGAUCCGAGGGCUGGUGUUAAGAACGGUUCAAGCAGACCGUGUCACUUUUGUUUGCUGGGCGGGUUGGCUUAUGGUGCUGUAUUGCCAGCCAUUGAUGAGCCGGUAUGCUAUCUUCACAGCACUCUGAUCUG
Messenger RNA from Pseudomassariella vexata, 572 nucleotides. RefSeq lists its product as uncharacterized. Bases 110 to 568 code for a protein of 152 amino acids. Lineage: Eukaryota; Fungi; Ascomycota; Sordariomycetes; Amphisphaeriales; Pseudomassariaceae. The transcript has a single exon. The record is from RefSeq and is a predicted model, not a curated record.